AGCGCACGGGAGCUUGGCUGGUGGCCGACCCCACCCAGGGCUUCGCCAUCGGCGCCGAGACGCCGGACCCUGUGGUGAAGGCGGGCACGAAGGGGAUCGCCUACGCGCAGGGGCUGCACGUGCCCGUGGAGUGGGUCGAGCCUGACGCGCUCGACGACUACGCGGCCCCCCGCAGCGGGCAGCUCCGCCGAGCCCUCGGGGCCGCCGCCUCGCCCUCGCCCGAGGUCGCAGCUGGCAGCGCGGCAGACGCCAUCGCGAAGGCCGACAACGACACGUGGCUGAAGGAGCAGCUGACUAAGCUCGACAGCCCCGAGCUCGAGGGCCUGGUGAAGGAGGUCUUCUCGGAGAACGGGGCUCUGAAGGUGAAGCUCAGCGACGCCCGGGACUUCAGAGCCUCGGUCGAGGCGGUGCAGGAAAGCUCCUGGGAGGACUGGCCGUUCAACGGGCCCGGGACCGUCCUCUUCGCGCUCUCGUUCGUCGCGGAGCACUUCCAGGACCCCAAGCAGAGGCAUGCGCGCUUCCGGGCGGAUGGGCGCCUCCAGCCUUCGGACGUGGGCGUGGGCGAGCACGCAGUGGUGAUGAAGAUGCUGUACUUCGGCGCGGUCUACGACCAGCUGGCCCUGCCGCAGCUCGCCUCGGCCGAGCUGGCCUGCAGGCGCGCGCACCUGAUCGAGCUCAAGCACAAGGGCAAGUUCGGCCCGAAGAGGCAACAGGACGGCAAGAAGGUCGUCAGCGACCCCUAUGACGACGCUCACCUCUACCUCGGCUUGUCGGCGACGCGCGGGACGCUGCGCGCCUCGCCGGAGCUGGAGGCCUGGGUAGGCCGUGAGCUUUCGAACGAGUGCCAGGUCAUGAAGGAGAGACGCAAAGCCCUUGAGGAGCGGAAGGCUCUCCAGGGCGAGAAG
Prorocentrum cordatum is the source of this 905-nucleotide messenger RNA. The record is from the annotation of a GenBank genome assembly. NCBI's taxonomy places the organism in Eukaryota, Dinophyceae, Prorocentrales, Prorocentraceae.